AUGCCAGCCAACGGCGAUAUCGCUCGCGCGUCGCCGGCUACGUCGGGCUCCGGAGGUUUCAUCGAAGCGUCGGGAUACAAGUUUUCCGAGAAGGAUACCAAGCCGGGAAAGAUCAAGCUGAAGAAGCCGGGGAAGCUAGGGAAGAAGAAGGAUAAAGAACCACCAAACUCUCCCGAUUCAUCGCCGAUUCUGCCAGAGAUCGAUGAGAAGACGAUGUCUGUUUUCCCGACAGGAAAGCCGCGCGAGGAAGACCAUCUCGAGACUGUGGUUUGCAAGACGUGCAAGAGGCCGGUUCUCAAGCAGAACGCUGCAGAACAUAUCCGGGGAUGUAUAAGGGCGAAGCAGGAGAAGGCGCGGAAGAGAAAGGAGCUUCGCGACGCGACGAAUAGGGCCAAAGCUGGAGAAAAGGAGGGUGAUGAUGAGGGCGCAGGCGUUGACAAGGGUGGAGAUGGCGAUGAUUCAAUGAAGGCGCAGAAGAGUGCAAAGAAGAGUGCUGUCAAGGGUAUGGCGGAUGAUGGAACGAAAAAAGGUAAGAAGCGCAAGGCGGAAGGCGAAGAAGACAAUAAGGAUAAAGAACCGAAGAAGAAAAAGAAGAAGGAGGAGCAGAAGCCGAAGACUGCAAAGCCGAAGGGUCCUGUUGAUGUUGAGAAGCAGUGUGGUGUUCCGUUACCGAAUGGUGCUCAGUGUGCAAGGUCGUUGACCUGCAAGAGUCACUCUAUGGGUGCGAAGCGUGCAGUGCCUGGGCGUUCUUUGCCGUAUGAUAUGCUGCUCCAGGCGUAUCAGAAGAAGAAUCAGGCUCGCCAGCAGAAGGCGGCCAUUGAUGCAAAUGCGCCACUUCAAGAUGACCUGGAAAACAACGGCCCUGUAGAUUCGGAUGAAGAAAAAGAUGCAGUUAUGGCUGCGAUAUCUCGUUCUCAACCACAGCCCUUGGUCACCCACACCCUGAUAUCCACAAAGAAGAAGUACCAGUUUGUGCGGAUCAAGGAAAUGCUCUCGCAUGCGCUGGGUGGUGCCCGCGGCGGAGGGCUCUUUUCGACCGGUGACCAACUCAAUAGUCCUAUUGAAGGGAAUCUCUUUCAACCGAUCGACGAUGUCAACAUGGCAGAUGCGCCUGACGAUCUCGGCAACAGUUCGAAUCUGCCCACCCCGGACGUUGCGAGAAAGACUCCAGUUGCUGCGGGGUCGUACUAUCUCCUGCUAAGCUCUGCGUUGCCUCGGAAUGUCGGCAUGAAAGCCGGGCCGGAGCUGGCUGAUCAAUUCCGCAGAGAAAUUGCAAGCCUGCUAGGUCGCAAGAACCUCAGCUUUCCUGGCGCUCAACCGGUCAGCUUCUCGCGGCGGCACCUCGCCGAGCUCCAACGCGAAGACUACUAUGUAUGCGAAAAGACUGACGGCAUCCGCUGCCUAAUGUAUUUCGCGCAUGGCGAAUCACCAGACCAGGAGAUCCACUACCUGAUCGAUCGCAAGAACGAGUACCGCUACGUUCCUGGCCUGCACUUCCCCCUGCCGGGCGAUGAGACCUUCCAGCACUUUCACGUGGAUACACUUGUGGACGGCGAGCUGGUCAAUGAUACGUACGAUGACGGUACACAGCAGCUCAAGUACCUCGUCUUUGACUGCCUUGUGCUGGAUGGGCAGAGUCUCAUGCACCGCACGCUCGACAAGCGUUUAGCGUACUUCAAGGAGAAGGUCCUCAAGCCCUACAAUGCGAUGUAUGAGCGGUUUCCCCAGGAGAAACAACACCGCGUAUUUGUAGUCGAAGACAAAUCCACCCAGUUCAGCUACGGCAUCGAGAUGAUGUUCCGUGAGAUCAUCCCAAAGGUGAAGAAGAUCCACGGUAACGACGGCCUCAUCUUCACCUGCCGCAGCACCCCGUACCGCAUCGGCACAGACGAGCACAUUCUGAAGUGGAAACCUCCCUCUGAGAACACUAUCGAUUUCCGUCUACGUCUCGAAUUCCCUGUCCUCGAACCAGACUCUGAAGACGAGGCAGACGGCAUCUCGGAACCUUACCCAGAUUACGACGCCCUUCCGAUUUUCCAUCUCUUCGUUCUACAUAAUAAUGACCAAUAUCAACCUUUUGGUGAAAUGUAUGUUACGCCGUCAGAAUGGGAGGACCUCAAAGCGCUGCAGAUGCCGCUCGACGAUGCAAUCGUCGAAUGCUCCAAAGAUGAGUCCGGCCGCUGGCGAUUCCAUCGGAUUCGGGAUGACAAGGCGGAUGCAAACCAUUAUACCACCGUCGACAAGGUAUUAGAGAGUAUAGAGGACCGUGUUACCGAGGAAGACCUUAUCCGUGCGGCGCCGGCGAUAAAGACGGCCUGGAAGAAGCGGGCGCAGGCUGAGGCUGAAGAGCGUAAACGCGCCAGUGGCAGAGCGGCUCCACCAGCACAUGUAAAUGGGAGCGGGGUGAAGAGGAAAUUUGAGGAGUAG
This is a messenger RNA of Aspergillus nidulans FGSC A4, 2427 nucleotides long. RefSeq lists its product as uncharacterized. Gene Ontology annotation, biological process: 7-methylguanosine mRNA capping. NCBI's taxonomy places the organism in Eukaryota, Fungi, Ascomycota, Eurotiomycetes, Eurotiales, Aspergillaceae. Gene Ontology annotation, cellular component: nucleus. The record is from RefSeq and is a predicted model, not a curated record. Gene Ontology annotation, molecular function: ATP binding; mRNA guanylyltransferase activity. The coding region runs from base 1 to 2427 and encodes 808 amino acids. The transcript is spliced from 6 exons.